GCUCUCGCCGCUUCACUUUCGUCUCAUGCUCACGGCUUCACUCUAGUUGGAUAGUCCGUGUGCGGUGUUCUGAGAUUUCGACGGUAAUUAAUUCCCAGCUCAAUUACAGAUUGUGCAGAUUAAUCCAGCAUUAGCUAAAGGGCCACAUGGAAAUGGAUUAAAGGGGAUCAAAGUGCAUAAAAGAAAAGUGCAAUAACCGCUGCGUGGACUGCACGAAAAGAAAGAAAAGCAGCUUGAAGAAACAAAUAUAUUUGCAUACACACACACACACCACACACACACACACACAUACUGUACACAUAUGCACAAGAAGAAGUGAAGAAAUCGAAUAGGAAUAACAAAAUGAUGAUUUUCUAUGCCAAAUACGCGUUCCUCUUUUGGCUGACAAUUGGCAGCAACCGCGGAGAACUGCUGCUGCUGAGCCAAAUAUCAGAGGAUGAGACGCUGCUCAGGGUGUCCGCCUGCACACAGCGCUGUCAGGAAGAGACAAAGAACUUUCUGGAGUGCUUCAAGAUUUGCAGGGAGCACGAGGACAGCGACUAUGCACCCGCAACGCUGCGCAGAAUCCAGGAGAACUAUCAACUGAAGAUGGUAUGUCGCACCGAGUCUAUGCUGGCCUUUCGCAUAGAUUGGGUGCAGCACGGCCGGUUGGAGCUGGGGGGCCAGACACCAAACGCCGCGUAUAUCAUCAAGGUGAAUGCUGCCAGCGAGGACAUUGUAGAGUCGAAGCUCUUUCUGUCGGAUGACAAAUUCAUGGUCUUGCACUCACUGGAAGCCUACACUGACCACAACAUCACCGCUCUGGCUGUACACAGCGAUGGCAGCUACUCCCUGAUAGCCAACGAGGAAACAUUUGGCACCCUCAAGCGUGGCUAUCAGCCCAGCAAGAUGGGUGCCGUAAAGCUGCGCGGAUUUGUCCAGCCCCAAGAAGAUGGACAACACAUUGCCGCCGAGAUCGAGUGGCAGCCAUCUGCAGACCGCAACUGUUUCUUCGAUAUGGUGUAUUAUGCAACGCAAAGCGUGACCAUGGAUCAGCCUAUUCAAGUGGAGAUUCGAGAUCCUCGUCGACUGUACAGACACACCAUCGACAGCCUGAAUUUCGGGGAACAGUACAUGGUGGGUGUGCGGACGGUGAACUACCUGAACACGCUGGAGAGCGACCUCAAGUGGUUGAUGGUGCAGGCUCCCAGCUGUCUGGACUGGCAUCACUUCAACUACACGCUCUGCGCACCAGCAAAACCCUCAAAUCUGUCCGUGACUCAGGAGCAGUACCUGAAGGACACUCUGGCACUGAAUGUCAGCUGGGAGCGGCCCAGCCACCUGCCCGACAACUACACACUGCACAUCCUCGAUCUGCACAUGGACAGCCAAGAGGCGAACUUCACUUUGGAGGGGAAUGCAAGCUACUGCUUCAUUCCCAAAAUUAAGGUGCUCGGAUCCAGCUUUGAGGUGCACUUGGUGGCCCAUACGGCGGGCGGCAGGAAUGCCUCUGGGGUAUUGCUGGACAAGGCGCCUCGCGAAGAUUGGCUAAAAGAGGGCCACAUGAUCAAGCUGAUUGCCUUUGUCAUUGUCCCCAUCUGCUGCAUCAUCAUGCUGUGUUCUCUGACGCUCUGCAAGCGCACUCGGCAGGAGCUACAGGCCGUGGACAUGGAGUCCAAGGAGAAGGUCAAUCAGAACGACUUUCACCUCUCACUGAUAGACAACAGCGGCCUGUUGGUCACCCUCUCGGCCAACGAGAGCUUUGACUUUGUAGACGAUCUGGAGGUGGAGCCGCAUACUGUACUCCUGCUGGAUGUCCUGGGCGAGGGUGCCUUUGGCCUGGUGCGACGCGGCGUGUACAAAAAGCGACAGGUGGCCGUCAAGUUGCUAAAAGAUGAGCCCAACGAGGAGGAUGUGUAUGCAUUCAAGUGUGAGAUUCAGAUGCUCAAGGCUGUGGGCAAGCAUCCCAAUAUUGUGGGCAUCGUUGGCUACUCCACAAGAUACAGCAAUCGCAUGAUGCUGCUCAUCGAGUACUGCAGCCUCGGCAGCCUGCAAAACUUUCUGCGCGAGGAGUGGAAGUUUCGGCAGGAGCGCAGUGGCGUUCACUUGAAGCAGAAGCAAACACAAAAGCAGGAAUGGGAGAAGCGGCGACUGCAACGUACGAGGCGUGAUUUAAAUCAGGAUCCCAACACACGCAUUGAGGAGAUCAACUGUUCCAUGCUCUCCACCGUUGAGGAGGAGGAGUCCGACGCUGAUCAGACGCACACCAGCAGCCGCGUGGAAACCUACACUCUGGCAAGAAUGAGCCAUGCCGCAGACAACAAGUCCUAUGGACUCGAUGACAUUGAAAACAUUGGCGGCAGUCUGACCUUGCCAACAGUUCUGAAAGUGGUGCAGCCAGAGAAAGGGGAAGCGCCAGGCGCAAAGCGCACCUUUGAAAACAAGGAAUACUUUGAUUCGCGGACAGACCCCACGCCGAGUCCCGAACGAGCGCCACUGAAGUACGCAGAUUUAUUAGACAUUGCGCAGCAGGUGGCCGUGGGCAUGGAGUUCCUUGCGCAAAACAAAGUGGUGCACCGUGACCUGGCAGCGCGCAAUGUGUUGAUCUCUCUGGAUCGCAGCAUCAAAAUAGCCGACUUUGGGCUGAGUCGCGAUGUUUACCACGAGAACGUCUACCGCAAGACCGGAGGCAGCGGAAAGCUGCCCAUCAAGUGGCUGGCCCUGGAGUCACUCACCCAUCAGGUGUACACCAGUCAGAGCGAUGUCUGGUCCUUUGGUGUGCUGCUCUAUGAGAUCAUGACCCUAGGCGGAAUGCCGUAUCCAUCUGUGUCGCCCAGCGACCUGCUACAGAUGCUGCGGCAGGGCCACCGCAUGAAGCGCCCGGAGGGCUGCACAGACGAAAUGUUCGCGCUGAUGGAGAGCUGCUGGAGCUCAAUACCCUCCCACAGACCCACAUUCACCGGUCUCAAGGAGCGACUGGGCGGUAUGAUUGUGGCCACCAACGAGAUGCCGCUUCGUCUGCAAAAGCAAGCGGAGGCAGCAGCCAAUUUAAAGUCAAAGACAGAGGCACAGCCCGAGCCAGAACCAUGUGAGCAGGAGCAGCAGCAGCAGCAGCAGCAGCUGGACAAGAAAGAAGAGACUUACCUGGAGCCUUGUCCUUAGUGGGACUAACCACAGACGAAAUGGAGUUCAUUAAGUACGCAACAGAAUGAUGCGUUUAAUGUGCAAUAUGAUAUCAAUGAUAGGAAUCAAAUUGAGACAAUGCUGGGAAGCAGCUACGAGUGCGCGUAACCAUUUACCAUUAACUUUGAAAUAAACUCCAACAAUUGCUAUGCCA
This is a messenger RNA of Drosophila guanche, 3316 nucleotides long. It is a transcript of the gene tor, whose product is annotated as tyrosine-protein kinase receptor torso. Bases 343 to 3141 code for a protein of 932 amino acids. Lineage: Eukaryota; Metazoa; Arthropoda; Insecta; Diptera; Drosophilidae. Gene Ontology annotation, biological process: positive regulation of kinase activity; multicellular organism development; cell surface receptor protein tyrosine kinase signaling pathway. Gene Ontology annotation, molecular function: ATP binding; protein binding; transmembrane receptor protein tyrosine kinase activity. The transcript is spliced from 13 exons. Gene Ontology annotation, cellular component: signaling receptor complex. The record is from RefSeq and is a predicted model, not a curated record.